Molecule: messenger RNA, 3966 nt
Organism: Cylicocyclus nassatus
Lineage: Eukaryota; Metazoa; Nematoda; Chromadorea; Rhabditida; Strongylidae
Source: the annotation of a GenBank genome assembly
GAAAAUGUUUUGAAGAUUAAGAAGAUCUCACCAUCAAGAUGGCCGAUACUGAUAAAGAGCUGGUGGACGCUGCUGAUCGUGUGUUGCGAUCUGUAUGUAUUGACAUCUUAUCGACAACUCCGGGAGAAUAUUCUAUCAUAGAUACAUUUGCCUUGGAUCCAGAAAAUGUGAAAAUAGAUCCUCUCUCCUUGCUUGAUAACCUCAUCCACCCGAGUGAGCCUGCAACGUGGCUUUCUCCAGUUGUAGACUCGCAGGGCAAAAUUACUGAUGUGGUUGAGUACAUUAGAGAUGAUGACGAGUUCGGCGCCUCAUCUGUAUCCAUGUCUCUGAACAGGUCUCCCGCGGUGGACUCGACUAGCAUUCGAGGCUCUUCUAGCAAUGUGCCAUUCUAUCCAGGUGGUUUUGACAGCGCAUUCGGCAACGUCAUGGCUUUUGCAAGAAAUGAAGACAAUCAGGAGUCUGAUGAAAAAGAAUUUUUCAGAGAAGAUGAUCUCUUAACAUGUGCCCCUGGGAUGCCUGGUGGUCUCACUUUCUCAAAACCAAAACAAACUCCUACAGAAGCUACAAAGCCCGAUAAAAGUCCAGUUAUUGAUGGAAAUAUAGAUUUUGACUCCACUGAUUUAUUCGAACUCAUGGAUUUCGUAGGAGGAGGUUCGCCUUUGGUGAUCCCAACGGAAAGUUCCAUUCCUGCUGAAGAAACGACAGAGUUAGGGCCAAAAGCUGAUGUGUCACCCGAUGGAACUAAUUCCAAUGUCACCGAAGAAAUUGAGGAGGCUUUGGUAACUCCACUACCGAAGCCAGCGCUCAAAUUUGUUCCUCCUGAACGUUUUGCAUAUGCAAAACAGCUCGAUCCAGCCUUGUGCGAAGCAGAAUACAGGGCACUGGUACCAAAUAUGGCCAAGAAGUAUCCGUUCGAACUGGAUGGGUUCCAGCAGGCCGCUGUGGUCUGCAUGGAGAAGGGAGAAUCUGUCUUCGUGGCCGCUCAUACCUCAGCUGGAAAGACUGUUGUUGCGGAAUACGCUGUAGCGCUGUGUGAACAUCACAGGACAAGGGCUAUUUACACUUCUCCCAUCAAAGCUUUGUCAAAUCAAAAGUUCCGUGAUUUCAAAAUGAUGUUCACGGACGUUGGUCUAGUUACUGGCGACAUCCAAUUGUUCCCAGAGGCGUUCUGUCUCAUUAUGACUACGGAAAUAUUAAGGUCAAUGCUCUAUAAUGGCUCCGAAGUUGUUCGAGACUUAGAAUGGGUUGUGUUUGAUGAGGUCCACUACAUAAACAAUGCUGAAAGAGGACAUGUAUGGGAAGAAGUCUUGAUCAUGCUUCCAUCUCAUGUGAAGAUCGUCAUGUUAUCGGCUACAGUUCCGAACUGUAUUGAGUUUGCCGAUUGGGUUGGACGCAUCAAAAAUCGCAAAGUGAAUGUGGUAUCUACUCUUCGAAGACCAGUCCCGCUUGAGCAUUACCUGUACACUGGGCAAGAUGGGAAAACUAAGAAGGAUCUCUUCAAAAUUGUUGACAUGAAUGGUAGUUGGCUUGAUGUCGGAUACAAGAAAGCUGCAGAUGCUAAGAAUGCUUUGAUCAAAAAGGAAGUAUUACCGAAUCGAGGAAGAGGUGGCGCCGCAGAUGGAGGUAGAGGAGGUCGCGGUGGACAAAUCCGUGGAGGAGGGAAUGUGGUAAACUACAAUACCAGGCCUACGAAUAAAAACGACAAAAAUGUUUACAUCAGUCUUAUUGACUUUCUUCGCACGAAUGAACAGUUGCCCAUGGUCGUUUUUGUUUUCUCAAGGAAAAGAUGUGACGACAAUGCACAAUUACUGCAAUCGAUGGACCUUACGACAGAGGUGGAAAAGUCCCAUAUUCAGUCUUUCUUCUCACAAUGUAUCAAUAGACUCAAAGGAUCAGACAAGAAACUGCCGCAAGUGCAUUCAAUGCGAGAUUUAUGCCUGAGAGGGUUUGCUGUGCAUCACAGUGGGAUUCUGCCAAUUCUCAAAGAAGUUGUCGAGCUGUUGUUCCAGAAAGGAUAUGUGAAGAUUCUUUUUGCUACUGAGACUUUUGCCAUGGGAGUGAAUAUGCCUGCUCGUACUGUCGUUUUUGAUAGCAUUCAAAAACACGAUGGACUAGAGCUGAGAACUUUGAAUGCUGGAGAGUAUAUACAGAUGGCCGGACGUGCUGGCCGAAGAGGUUUGGAUACAACUGGCACGGUGAUUGUACUGUGUAAGCAGCCGAAGCUGGUAGAACCAGGCCAGCUGCAGACUAUAAUGAUGGGUAAACCAGCGCCUCUCGUUUCGCAGUUUCGAGUUACAUACUCCAUGCUUCUGAAUCUACUACGAGUUGAACAUCUGCGGGUAGAAGAUAUGCUGCAAAGGUCUUUUGUAGAAUGUGUUGCCCUCCGUGAAGGUCCGUCGAGGAAAACUAAUCUUGAGAAGGCACAGGAACACCUCUCCACACUACCUAAGACUGAAUGUCAGAUGUGUGAGCCCUCAGAAGCCACGAUCACUCCCAUUCGUCAAUUCCACGAUGUUUUGGUUGACUUCAUCGAGAAAAGGGCUGAACUUUGGCUGCGCUUGGCAGCAGUGCCUGUGAUGGACAAGAGGCUCAAAUGUGGUCGAGUCCUACUUGUGUCAAGCGCGCAACAUCAGCUGCAAAACCAACUUGUUCUUCUUAUUAAGGACUUCUUGGGAGAUGGCAAAAGGUCAUUCCAAGUGCUGGUACCUUGUUACGAAUCCGAUUCGGUUCCCGAUGAACAAAAACGAAAAAGCGAUGAGUUCGCCCGAUUGCCAAAAGAGGAACGUGAUUGGUUGGAGGAAACUUGUAUGCUGGAGGGAUCUAUUCGUUACGGAAUUGAAGCAGUGGCUAAACUGGCAAUGGAUGGACAGCGGGGACAGCGCUCGUUCCGCAUGGUGAAUGAUCUCCCCAUAUCAUCUCUACUUGGAGUGAGCAAGAAGACAUUCAAAAUUGACGUCGCGGAGGUGCUGUCAGAAGCGAGAUCGAGGGAAAUACCCCGUCUGAGAGGCAAGCCGAUAUCGGAAAGCGUCAUGAAGCUUAUUUUUGAAAUGGAUAAUCUUACUGAAGAGUGGAGCGGUUCCGAACCACAGCUUUAUGACCUCGCAACAGAAGUCAAAGACAUGGAUUUUGAGUUGUCCGAUCAGCUGAUGCGCUUUCUUAGCCUUCGCGAUGAAGUUCUGGAGCCAUCCCGUCACACAGUGCGCAAUUGCUUGAGAUUUCAACAACAUAUGCAAAAUCUGCGUGAUCGGGUUCGCGUUGAACGCGAAAUCUCCAAGCUCAAAUAUUCGCUGUCAGUUGAGGCGCUCCAACUGAGUGAUGAAUACCAGAACCGAAUAGAGGUGUUGAAAAAACUAGGAUACGUUGAUAGAAGCGACAUGGUAACGUUCAAAGGCCGUGUAGCUUGCGAGAUCCACCAUCAGGAAUUGUUAGUAACCGAACUGAUUCUGUCAAAGAAACUCCAUGAAAGGUCACCUGCAGAAGUUGCAGCUAUGCUGUCGGCAACCACUUGCCAAUAUAAAGGUGGUGACGGACCGAAGUUUGAGAAGGAUAGUGUUUUCGAGCAGCUCAAAGAAGACGUGCAAUCAACGAACGCAAAGAUCGAAAGCGUGGCGAGUUCAAUGCGAGUACGAGGCGAUGAUGUAGGCGACGAAUUACGAUACGAUCUUAUGGAAGUGGUCUAUCAUUGGGCUAGUGGAAUGCCGUUCGCUGAGAUUAUGGCCAUGACAGACGCUCAAGAAGGACUUAUAGUGCGGUGCAUACAGCGGCUCGGCGAAGUCUGCAAGGACGUGAGGAAUGCAGCUCGGAUUGUUGGCGAUCCAGCUUUGCACGAGAAGAUGGAGCAGGUCAGCGCUGCUAUCAAGAGAGAUAUCGUGUUUGCUGCCAGCUUGUACACGAGUAUGUGAAGACCUCUGGUGAAAUUUUCUGAUUACUUUGCGACGGGUCAUUAGAGUGCGAAUAAAUGCUUGA